Molecule: messenger RNA, 408 nt
Organism: Aspergillus vadensis CBS 113365
Lineage: Eukaryota; Fungi; Ascomycota; Eurotiomycetes; Eurotiales; Aspergillaceae
Exons: 2
Coding region: 1-408 (135 amino acids)
Source: RefSeq, a predicted model, not a curated record
AUGCAGUUGAAGUCCAUCCUUUUCGCUUUGGCUUUCAGUGCCUUCGCCCAGGCCGCUACUAUUCAUGGCUACUCCGAAAAGGAUUGCAAGGGCGGCAACCCAUCGGAUUCGAGUAGCUCGAAAACGGAUACUUGUCUGACCUUGGAUUCGAGCAGUUCCAAGUCUCUUAAGGGUUCACCUGGCGACUAUGUCCUCACGGCGUUUGCGGAAUCGGAUUGUAAUGGCAACGGCUUUGCCCUGCCGCCCGGCAAGUGCAUCAACGGCGACAAGUUCACUACCUACGAGGUCCAAUUUAUUCCCAUCGCCAAGCGAAGCAACGCAACGGCCCUGCUGGAGUUGUACGCCGACUACUACGCUGAAUUUCCCGAGGAGGCCGAGGAGCUUAAACGCCAGCUGAACGAAGCGUAG